AUGGCUCAGUUGUUUAAAAGAUCUUUUGCUUUUGUUUUGGUUCCCGGCUACAAGCGAAUCGCCUCUAGAGAUGACGAAGAUGCCACUGCUCUAAACGGGUCAAUGGAGCCAUGUAGGCAUGAAAAGCACAUUCUUGAGGCCAAUGUCUGGUCGCUACCAGCGUUAAAAGCUGCCACGGCAUUGAACAUCUGCUUGUUUUUUCUAAGCCUUGCAAUGCUGGUAGCCAACGGUAUUGCAAUCCCAUCGAACAGUGGCCGAGAAUCGCAGGCAUCAGGGAACUGGUUUCUCAAGCAAGUAUCGCGUCCAUCCCCUCUGCUAGAAGAAGGGGAUAUUCCUUUCUUCGAUAAGAAACUCGAUGCCACACUUCUUCUCAAUGAGCCUGUUAGUAUCUACCGCCAGGAGCCAAGCCUCAAGGUUGAUAUUGCGUGGGAUAGGCUGGGCGAUUUGCGACUUAUUCCACUCUCUCGUGAAGACGUUGAGUCUAUGGGGAAAGAUCCAGAAGAUGCAGUCAAGUUCCCGCCAGAAUGGGGUCUUGGGGAUGAUGUUUAUGCCGGAAGGCUCGAUGUCUUCCAUCAAAUUCAUUGUCUCGAUGCGCUGAGACGAGAGUCCUACUUCGAACACUACUAUGGCGAGUCGUACCCCAAGGGAUACAACCAGACUGGCGAAAUGCACCGGUUGCACUUGUCACAUUGCAUUUGGUACCUACUUCAGAGCAUCAUGUGCCAGGCCACGACGGACGUAUACACCCAUAUUUGGACAGACGGCGUGGAACAUCCAUUCCCAGAUUUCAGUGCAAAACACAAGUGUCGCGAUUACGGAGCUAUCAAGAAGUAUCAAAACGAGCACGCCGUAUCUGUCGAACCCUUUGUUGCCUUGAAAGCGCCCCCUGGCGCGAAAGUUCACCGAAUGACCAGGCAUUUUAAGGAGCUUCAUGGGUUUUUUGAUGUCCAUGAAGACGAUGGAAACCAUGGAGAUGAGAUUGCGUAA
Messenger RNA from Colletotrichum truncatum, 987 nucleotides. Lineage: Eukaryota; Fungi; Ascomycota; Sordariomycetes; Glomerellales; Glomerellaceae. The record is from RefSeq and is a predicted model, not a curated record.